Cottoperca gobio is the source of this 3747-nucleotide messenger RNA. It is a transcript of the gene adgrf3b, whose product is annotated as adhesion G protein-coupled receptor F3b. The transcript is spliced from 20 exons. The record is from RefSeq and is a predicted model, not a curated record. NCBI's taxonomy places the organism in Eukaryota, Metazoa, Chordata, Actinopteri, Perciformes, Bovichtidae. Gene Ontology annotation, molecular function: G protein-coupled receptor activity. Gene Ontology annotation, biological process: cell surface receptor signaling pathway; adenylate cyclase-activating G protein-coupled receptor signaling pathway. The coding region runs from base 197 to 3235 and encodes 1012 amino acids. Gene Ontology annotation, cellular component: membrane.
CCAGAAAAAAAAGCCCCUAAAAGACGACAUGCAGAGCUACGUGAAGAGCAGAUAUGUAACUGCAGCCAAGUUGACGGGUUAAGCAUCUGCUUUCUGUAUGCCAAGUGUAAAGCCAAGGCCAAAUGCUAACUCGUAUUUUAUGGAGAUUUCUCUACUUACAUGAAAAGGUGACUGCUGCGAAGAAUCCGACGUAACAAUGUAUUACAAGGUGAUUCUUUUUCUGAUUGGAGUGGUGCAAAUCUACUAUCAGGUCUCUUCAGCAGAUGUUGAAUACAACUACAUUGCUGAGCUGAUGGUGGGAAGUAAUAUCACACUGGAGGCCAACACCAUCAUGAUAGCUUUGAACGACAUUACUAGCCUGGAAAAUGGAUCCACGACAGCGAACCUCUCACACAGUGAACUCAUAGCAGAGUGCCUGAUUCUUGGAGAUGAAUCCACUUGCAACUGUUCUACCGGCUACGUUUGGAGCAACAUAGUGUGCUACACGUACAACUGUUGCCGCGAAAUUUCUUGCACACAAAACGUGUCCCACAUCACACCACUCUGCAUUGCCAAAGUCAAAGUUCUAAUCACUGGAUCAGCUAUAUUGAAUAAAAUCUGGGACGAUUCUAAAAAUGAAAAGCUUGCAUAUAACUUUGGAGAACUGAAUGGCUUUCAGUACCUGAAUGUAACCGGUCACAGGCUGGACAACACAGUUGCUGACUUUGAGGCAGCUGUCACCGUCAAAUUUACGCCAUUGAAACUUGAAGAAAUUAGGGUGAAAGGGGAAAGCAUACUUGGAGCUCUAAUUCAGCUGGAGACUCUUGGAAUGGUCACCAUAGAGUCCCCAAAGAAUAUUAUGUGCUAUAUGUCUAAGCCAGUACUGAAAUGCACAUUUGACGAGAAGACAGAUCUUGCUGGCUGGAACAUAAGCAAGAAGAAUGAGCACGUUGAGCUCGGCCCCGGCAGUGUGGUGAGACUGAACGACAACUGUACCACAGACGAAUACAAGUCUUGUACUGAAAUCACACUCGAGAAUGUGACAAGCAUCUGGGCAGGCUCAUACGAGUGUGGAUUCACUCGUGGGUCAAUCAGGCACACAGCCAAGGCACAACUGAGGGUGGCAUUGCUGCCUGAGGAAAUCACCAUGAACAGCAAGCCUCUUGUUGCAGACUGUUCGGGAAAGGGGAGCACUAAAAGUGUUCCUAUCGAGGUCUCUGCCACCAUCCUAAAGAGCUCAGAGAAAUUUAUAGUGUCGUGGAGCUACAAGAACAAAUCGAUGACUGGUGAAGACUACAAUUCUGUUACAGCAGAUAAACUGACCUAUACUCUGAAAAUGUCUGUCACUUGCAAGACAAUCGCAGAGGCACAUAGUGUUUGUGUCACUUUUAAGAACACAAAGAAACAAAAGAAAACAGCAGAAUUCAUUAUCCCAGUAAUUUACGACGGUGAAGAAUAUUGCAAUGAAGAAGAUACUUGGCCAAAGACCCCAGACGGAGACACAGUGAUUCAAUAUACAUGUGCGGUGGGCAGGGUGGGCUUUGAGUCACGCACUUGUAAAGGCACUACAUGGCAGGACGUGUUCCACUCCUGCGUCAGCGAAGAGUUGAACAACAUUGCCAAUGUUGCAGUAAACUUCCAGAAGGGACUAGGGACUUCCCCUGAGAUCGCCAACGAUAUAUUUUCAGGACUUAAGAACAGCUCUACAUCUUAUGAUAAUACCAGUGACACUACGGCCGACAUUUUUGCUUCCAUCAAUAUUCUUAACGUGAUGGCAGAAGCAUCAUUGGAUACUCCCUUGCAAGAGGGUGUCUUGAAUGAUUUUGUUGCCACAGCAAGCAAUAUGUUGGAGAACGACUGGAAUGGGGUUAAUGAAUCUAAGGUUCAGAAUAUGUCAUCACUAUACCUUGAGUCUGUGGAGGGUCUGGUGAAGAAUAUCAAGGUCGAGAAGAGCAGAGGAUUCCUCACUCAAAAUUUAGAUCUCAAAUUCUGCUUUGGUCCUUACUGCAAUGACACUGUGUUUGGCAUCGACGUGAAUCUGUACGAGCUCCCUGGAAUAAAAAAAACUCUUGCUGUGAAAAAUCUAACGAAUAGAUUAAGAAACAACAUCGGCGAAACGUACCCUACCAGCCUCUUAGUAUCGGUCACACUGCAGAACAGAACUCUUUCACCGUUAAACGUUAGUCUGAAAUUCCCCGUGGAGAAGCAGAAAUCAGAGAAACCUAUGUGCGUCUUCUGGAAUGCCGCAAACAAUGAUUGGUCAGUUGUGGGAUGCAGUUUCAAAACUAGUGUUGGUAACCACACAGUCUGCGAAUGCACUCACCUGACGGCAUUCUCUGUCCUCAUGGCAAAGGCUGAUAUAUCUACUGUUGAACUAGAUAUCAUUACAAAUGUGGGAUUGGCUGUGUCCAUCUGCUCCUUGCUGAUCUUCCUCAUCAUUGAGUAUCUAGUGUGGACGGCUGUGGUCAAAUCCAAGCUUUCAUAUUUCCGUCACACAACUAUAGUGAACAUUGCAGUGUUCCUCUUGCUCGCUGACUGCAGUUUCUUGGCUUCCACCUAUCCUGACAAACUCAGUGAAACCUGGUGCCUAGUUUUGACAAUAUGCAAACACCUGUUUUUCUUGGCCAUGUUCAACUGGAUGCUGUGCAUGAGUGUCAUGCUUGUCCAUCAGCUUAUCUUCGUCUUCAGCCCGCUGAGGAAAAGAGUCUUCAUGCUUCUAUCCAGCAUCGUAGGCUAUGUUUUCCCAAUGUUAAUAGUGGGAUCCAGCUAUGUGUAUUGCAAAUACACCAACAGGCCCUACUAUAAUAAGGACACAUGCUGGCUAGUUUUUGAAAAACUAUUGGAGGGUUCCAUUCAUGCUUUCCUCCUUCCUGUGGGAACUAUUAUUUUGACAAAUAUCUUUUCCAUGAUGGUCGUCAUUCUUACUCUAGUGAAGUCCUCCGCUGCUGACAGCAGCAAGGUAGACAAGGAGGCAAUCAAGAGUGUCCUUAAAGUCGUGCUCUUUCUAACACCUGUCUUUGGAGGAACUUGGAUUAUUGGCUUUGCUCUGCUCUUAUUGGACGGGGACAAUCACAUGUUUAUGGUGGCUAACUACAGCUUUACCAUCCUCAAUUCCUUCCAGGGCCUUUUCCUUCUGAUAACAGGGUGUUUUGCAGAGAAGAAGGUUCGAGACGAAGUGGUUAAGAUCAUAAUGGCAAAAUCCAAAGGAAAAAGUGAUAGCACAAAGAAUUUGACGUCAACCACAAAAGAUAAAUAAAGACCAAGAUUGUGGAGACGGACACAGCAACUCAUGCCAUGAGUCUCGGCUCACUUGUAGCUACAGUCCUCAAACUAAGUUCUAAACUUUGUUAAAUAGAACACUGAUGUUUUGAAAAUAUUUAUUGACUUGAUAGGCUUUACUAUUAUUAUUAUUAUUAUUAUUAUUAUUAUUAUUAUUAUUAUUAUUAUUAUUAUUAUUAUUCGUAGCAUUAGCACUGAUGGUUAUCACCCUCAGCUGAGGAUGAACUAAUGCAUACAUUUGUUAUCUUAAGGGUAAAGCAGAUAGAGCUUAUUUCCAUUUGCAUUAUAAGUGCCAAAGAAGUGAAAUACAAUAUUGAAUUAUCACUUUAAGGAGAGGCUUUAGAUCCAUGCUGACUCGAACCACUUCAUUUGAUGUUGUGCAUUCUGUACACCCAGUUUGAGCUGACUGUAUAUAGAACAUAGAUGUGUGUUAAGUUUGGCUUGGUUUGAUCAUUUUGUUUAAAAGUCUGUAAAUGUACACUACUUGAC